GACCUGUCUUCCGGAAAGGAGCGAGGCUGUGCAGCAUCGAGGGGUGGCCGAGGCGCCGUCUUGUGGUUGCUGCGCCUCAUAUCGAUGAGUUGACUGAGAAGAAUCGUCGCUUUUGUCCUUCCUGAGGUAGCCAGACAGGGAACAGGCGAAUUCGCCAUCGGUGCCGCCCUCAUGUGCUGUGUGUGUUUGCGCAGGGAGGGACCGUGAGCAUCGGUCAAUUAGCUGCGGCCUCAGAGAAGGCAUUGGAGUUCUCAUCGCAGCCGCUGAGUCAGAUCUACAGCAGCAAUGGAGGAGGGAGAUAGACAGGUGAGCGCAUCACAGCACCGCUGGCAAUGGACGGCCGUGUUUGGGUUGGGUAUGUGUGUGCAGGGCAAGAGGACCCGUCACAGUGAGGACGCGCCGGCUGCGGCUGCGGCUGCAUCUGCUGGAGGUGGUGGUGGUGGCGAGAGUGACGAGGUGCGGCAGCGACGGGAGGAGAGGGAAAGGCCCUUGCGCAAGGAGAUCAGUGACACGGUGAGCCAGCCACCGACGCACUGAGGGCAUACACACUGAUGGAUAUCCUCUGCCGUCCCGUGUGCUGUGUGGCUGUACUUCAGGAGGGGCUUCUCAGCUACAUGAUGGCCUUCCUGCCCAUCAACCUGAUGGUGCAGCUGGCCAAGUCCAUCUGGCAGCACGCCGCACCCGAGCUCUCGGACGUCACCAUCAGCUCGGCAACCAAGGAGGAGCGGUCCUUUUGGCAGCACGUCCGUCUCGCCUUCGUCACCCAGCUGGCGGCCCGACUCACCCACCUCACAGCCAUCACCCUCCACUACCCCACCGGCUUUACCGGUGUCUUCUGCUGGUGUUUCGACGUGUUUGUGGCCAUCAUCGAGGGUCAUAUCGCUGGCCGACGGGCAGCCGACCUGGGCGGCGGGACUCUGGAGACAAUCACCCUCCAAAGAGGGGUUCGUCUGACCAACACGGAGAUGCAGACCCUCUCGAGGACUCGUCCGCCCCUCCCAGCUCUUCUCGACCCGCCUCCCACCCUCCACGCGCUCACCACCAUUGAUGGUCUGACCCGCGACCAUCACGGGCUGGCCGACCGACGCCGGCGGAUGCCCUCACUCACCACCGUGCAGCAGCACGAGACAUGGGGUGCCGACAGAGUGGGCCGCUUCAUCAGCUCGUCCCGCUCACUGCGGCGUGUGGGCGGUAGCCUUAGGGGGGAGGACUGGGCGGGUGUGUUUGAGGGCAUCCCUGCGGCACCUGCUGGGCAGCGGGGAGGGCCACUCGCACAGCUGGAGAGCAUCGACACCAUCAAGAUCAGAGGUGACGAUGAGGCGGCGGGCAUAGAUCGGCUUCAGGUGACCACAAAAGACGUUCAUGUUCAGCGUCGCGUGUGUGGGUUGGCUCAUGAUGUUCUUCCUCUAUGUGUUUGUUGUCGCCUUCAGGCUGUGCUCGUGGCGCGUGGCUGUCGACGGUCGCUUAAGCAGCUGCACGUGGAGCUCAGUUCCUUCUACCGCAUCGGCCGCCGCACCCUGCCCACUCUGCUGGCCGUGGACCGGCUGGUCGGCGCGUGCUGCCGACCGGACGCCCCACUCACGCUGACCGCCAUUGGCCAUCUCGAGUUCGACCUCGCCAUCUUCUACCAGGCCGACUUCCCCGCCCGCCCCUCACCCUCAUUCAAGACCAUGAUGCAGCAGCUGGCCCGGCAGGCUUGGUGUGUGCAGUACAUCUUCACCCAGGACGGCCUCACCGACCCGUACGACAAGCCGAGCCAAUCGGCCAUCGAGAUGGCCAAGACACUCUCAUUCGACAAGGCCACGGAUGUGCUGGUCAUGAACGCCGACGGCUUCGAUCCCCCGGCCAAUACCGCAGCGCCCCUUCCCGCUAUCGUCACACACCUACAGCAAUUCCCGAAAGCCUCACGGCUGUGUGUCGAGAGCGACCUGGGUGGUGCUGCCGGGCGGCUGCUGGCGGCAAAGAUGCCCAAGGAGGUGGGGGACGUGGACAUCGGCGAGGUGUCGGGUGAUGAGAAGGUGGGCGUGUUGGAGGCACUGGGGAGGGAGAGGGAGGUGGGUUGGAUGAAUAUGGGGGAGUUUGAGGGCGGUGUGGACCAGUUAGUGGGGGCGGCCAACAGAUUGCCUACGAUAAAGGCACUAGACUUAUUAUUCGAUGUGACAUGUACGCCGAGAGAAGAGGACAUUUGUGUCCCUCUGUCCGUCCUCAUUGCUGCCUUGUGUGUGUUCUCUCCCCUUCAGUGCCUGACGAUGUGGAGGAGGCGGGCAGCUUCGUCCGCACCGGCUUCUCGUCGGUGGUCUCGCGCAUCAGAGGCCUCCAGCGCGUGUAUCUGAUAAUCCGCAAUACCGACUACCAGCAGGGUGCUUCCAUCGGCGCCUCCCUCCCUGGCGGCACCAACAUCGGUGCCUUCACAAUCACACACGAGCACCGUGGGUCACACUUCACCGUCAUGACUGUCAGUCGCAGUGCAUGACGGUAAGGGAAUGGCACUCAUUCACACGGAGUUCUGAUUGCGUGACCAUGUUCGUGUCUCCUCUGUGUGUAUGCAGAUUGGUGGUGGUCUGUCGGGCCGGCUACUGUGUGUGAUGGAUCAUAGCGGACGGGCAGUGGGGCCGUUCUUAGCUGACGACAUUCAUUCAUUGCAUAGCACAGCUGCAUAUGUGUGUCUGUGUCUGUGUGUGGAUGACUGACUGGGUAGCUGUACAGAUCGGCGGACGACCGGGGGCUGCAUGAUGCUGACGUGUGAAUGACCGUGUUGGCAGAGAGAGGGAACGAACACGCCAGAGGGACAAGUACCGGCAGGCGCACCACAUAGCCAUGCCGCAUCAAUCAAGCACUCCAACCAGC
This is a messenger RNA of Vitrella brassicaformis, 2847 nucleotides long. Lineage: Eukaryota; Vitrellaceae. The record is from the annotation of a GenBank genome assembly.